This is a messenger RNA of Tinamus guttatus (white-throated tinamou), 5264 nucleotides long. Lineage: Eukaryota; Metazoa; Chordata; Aves; Tinamiformes; Tinamidae. The record is from RefSeq and is a predicted model, not a curated record.
ACCUGAUUUUUGGAAAACAAGAUGCCACGGAAAAGGAAAACUGGUGGGAGUCCUUCUCGGAAAAGUGGAAAUUUCGACAGAACUGCUGUUGCUGUGCCCCUUCACGGGAACCCAAGACUUUCAGUACCGCAAGCAAUGUACAGUGUCAAUAAGGAAGAGCUCUUCAACAGCAUGUCAGAAAUGUUUUCUGAUCUGGAUCCUAGUGUAGUUUAUAUGGUUUUGUCUGAAUGUGAUUUUAAAGUAGAAAGUGCUAUGGAUUAUCUGCUAGAGUUGUCCACCCAUGCAAAAGGAGUAGCAUCUUCAAAGAUCUCAAGUUUUGACCCAGUUGUGUCAUCAAUGGCUCUUAUGAAUCAGCAGAGAUCUGUUACAAAUGAAAGAGUGAAGGAAAGUACUGCACAAGAAAAUAGUCCUGAAGGAACAGGAGAGGUCCUAUCGCAUGAUACGCAGCUGACUGAGGACCUGGAUUCCUUAAUAGAGAAUGCUUUUGUGAGGUACAGCUUGGGUGAUGAAUUGCCUGAUUCUGCAGAUGACCACAUCACAAAUAAAUACACUGUGGGACAUGACAGUUUUAGUGGAUUUACUGAUUUUUCUGAGUGGGAAAAACCUGAUUCUGGUUGCAAUGCCCUAUCUCCACAGCAAGUGGAGAUGAAUAAUGAGAGUUUAGAAAACUUUGGUUGUACUCAGCCGCCUAUGCCUGUGAGUGAGCUGAGCAACCACAGAGAAGUUAGUUCACCAGCUGAAUUGGAUCCUUUUGCACAGACGCUGGGUGAUCCUGGUUUAUCAGAAAUACCUGAUGUGGCUCCAGAAGUCUAUAAGCAAUCCAGUGAAGACAUGCCAUGUGGAAAUUCCCAUCAGAUAGAAAAUACCGCUUCAGACCAUGGAAGUGUGACUGCUGCUUUUGGUGAAUCCUCCCAGAGACCUGUGGAACUGAUAAUAACUGUCCCUGAAAAUCCUAAUUCGAAGUGUCUGGAACAGCGCGAAUUGGAAAUGGAUGCCUGCAGCAGCAGCCAAAACUCUUUUCUCCCGGAGGUGAAUGCCUCUCUUGAAAGAUCCCAUUUGAAAACACCAGAACUUGCAGAUUUUCAGCAAUCUCAGCAGGGAUAUAAUUUAAGUUUUUCUACACCAUCACCUCAACCUCAGCAGCAUUGGAAUCCCAUGGCUCCCCAGUUUUAUCCGUCCAGUGGAAGUCAUAGCUUUGUAACUCCUGUGGCUGCUAGUCCGGGCCAGUGGAGACCUUUUUCAGACUAUAAGACUUUUGAAAUGAAAGGACUUUAUUUUUCCUCUCCAGUGGUUUCCAAUGCCUGGGAUAGCAAUCCUUCCUUGAAGGUAUGGGGAAAUCAAGAUAGAAACUCAAAACUGAACCACUCGCAAGCACUGCAGCCACCUGUUUGUCACAUGAUGAGAAAAAAGAUGCACCUUAUAGGUCAAGUACUUGUUCUUCUCAGAGGUGUUCCAGGAUCAGGAAAAUCAUUUUUGGCAAGGGCUUUGCUUGAGGAUAAUCCAGGUGGGAUCAUUCUUAGUACUGAUGAUUACUUCUAUAAACACGGACAGUACCACUAUGAUGCGGGUUGCUUAGGGGAAGCCCAUGACUGGAACAGGAAGCGAGCCAAAGAAGCAUUUGAAAAGAGAAUGUCUCCUAUAAUAAUAGACAACACAAACAUACAGGCGUGGGAGAUGAAGCCUUAUGUUACUUUGGCUCAGCAGUUCAAAUACAAAGUCAUGUUCCGAGAGCCAGACACUUGGUGGAAGUUUAAACCAAAGGAACUUGAAAGGCGGAACAUUCAUGGUAUCUCUAAAGAAAAGAUCAAAAGAAUGCUGGAACGGUAUGAACGCUGCCUUUCGGUUAGCUCGGUUUUGAAUUCUUCAGUCCCAGGAAAAUCCGAAGCUGCUGUGUGGAGUGAAAAUUCUUCUCAGGAAGAAAGCUCUAGAAAGAGAGAGAUCCAUUCUGACGUAAAGGAAGAAAGACCUUUUGUUUUUAAAGCGGAACCUCUUGCAUUAGCUGAAGAUAAAGAAUCUUUGUCUGCUACUACUUUAACAUUAGAAAAUAAUUCUGCUCUUGAAGGUUUUGAGAAAGAGGGCAAAGAACUGAAAAAGGACUCAGUGGAACACAGUUCUGAGAACAACACUCUUAAAGAUGACUUGGAUAUCUAUUUGUCAGAUCGUGAAGAGAAAGUACUGCUUUUUGAGAAGGGAGAAGAAAAGGGAGAAAAAAUGGAAGGAAUUACUGAAACAAAAGUGGUUGAGGUAGAUGAGACUAGCUCUGAAGGGACUGUAUGCUUGCAUGUGCCUCUUCCUGAAGGAGUCGAAGAACAUAGUGAUAACAGUGUUGUUGGAGGUGACACUGGAGUUGAACAAUACAGUGAAAUAACUGCAGAACCAGAAUUAACACAAAGAAAUAAUGUAGUUGAACCAAGCAGUUCAGUUUUGCAUGUGUCAGGCAAGCCAGAGUUACUAAACUUUCUGGGGGAUUGGCCUAUAGAACAAACAAUGGGACAGAGGGUCAAAAGACCUAGAAGAUUAGAAAAAUCUUUGAAGACUGAUAAGGAAGGCGAAACUCCCAGUCAGCCUCCUCUUGAAUUAGAUAGGGAGCAGGUGGGCCUACCUGAUUCCUGUACUGUUGAAAAAGGAUUGGAGGAAGAAAAUUUGUCCGUUAGUUCAGAUAAAAUUGCACCAGAAUUACAAAUGGUAGGUCAUUGGCCUCUGUCAGGCUCUUUAGAACAGAGACAGCAAAGGUCAAGGAGAGUGAGGAAGACAAGUCUAAAUCAAUCAGAUGAUAGUAUAAGUACUAAAGAUCACAUUAAUAGAAAUGCUCUUGACACAGUAGAUGUGCUUCGUGGGACACCUGUGGACACCUUGGAGCUGCAGGAUACAAAGAAAUUGCAUUUUCAGCAACCUGAAGCAGUAGCUAGUGAAACAACCACCGAGAAAAAAAAUCAACAAAAUAAAAGAACAAGGAAACAUCACAAAUUAGCUCUCACUUUUACAAACAAUAAUCUGCCUCCUCCCAGAGCAGAGGAGCAGUUGUCUGUGCUUAACACUGCAGAAGAGAAACAUGACACAUGCUCAUGUAGACAAGUAAGUAGCCAUUCACAGACUGAAUCACAGGAUUUUGCUCUUCUGUGGAGGCUAGAAAAGAACAUGAUUUUUCCUGAGACUACCAAGGUGUUGCAUGGCAGACUAGAUGGCUUCAGACCCAAAAAUGUAGAUAGUGCUUCUGAUUUCCAGGAAAAAAUACCCUAUCGAGUUACGUAUGAUAAAAGUACAUUUGUGGAGGAAAGUGAGCUUAUCAAUAUUGAUGAGUCUGAAAAGUUAAAUAUGCUCUGCAAGCUCUUUGAGUCUCUUUCAGUUGAAGCUCUGAAAGAUUUGUAUGAGAGAUCUACUUUUGAGGGUUCAGAGAACAAGAACUCAUUGAUCAGCAUUGCAGAAGGUAGUACCACCACAGUAAUUGUGACAGAUGCUGAUAUAUCUGACUCAUUAACUACUGUCUCUAUGAAUGAUUCAGCGGAACACAAAAAUCCCAGUGAUGCAGCUCCUGGAAUUGAUGCCGUUGCCUCAGCAGCAGAUAUCACUGAACAGUCUAUGUCAGAAAUGCAGAAAAUAGAUAGGCAGCCUAUGAGUACUGCUGAGGAAACACAAAAUAAGCAGUCAGCUUCUCAGCUUGAUGUAGGUUUAUGUCUACCUGUGACUUCACCUCAUGGUCUUCAUACAACUCCUACCAAUUUAGAAAUCAAAUUAAAUAAUGAAAAUUACAGUAACCCUUCAGAAAGUGGUGCAGAGAAUAUCGAAGGACAUAAUACAGCUACUUUGUUACUGAAAAUGGAUCAAACAUCUUGGAAGGAUCCUACAGAUGAUAAAGAACUGGAAUCUGAUAAAGAAACCCGAGAGAGAUCCAGGGAGGUAUUUGGUAAAGAAAAAAGUGAAACUCCAAUUUGGGAUGCCAAGAUAGAAACCCCUUCACCAGUCCCAUCUGUGGCCUUCAAUAUAGACUGUCUAGAGCUAACAUUGCCUCCGGAACUGGCACUCCAAUUGAAAGAGAUAUUUGGGCCCAUUGGCAUUGAUGCAGGAUCACUAACCGUUGAGGACUGUGUGGUUCAUAUUGAUCUGAAUUUGGCAAAAGUGAUUCAUGAGAAAUGGAAAGAAUCGAUUCUGAAGCGUCAGAGGAGAGAAGAUGAAUCACACAAGUUGUUUGCAGAAGGUCCCACUCUGAGUCAGCAGACAGAUACAGAUGACUCAGAAGUGCAGUUAUCACAGAACACAGACAGUAAAAUGCAGAAGAAAAAUUCGAGCUGGGUUUCAGAGUCAUCUAAUGACAUUCAGACUAAAAAAUUAGCAACGUCAGAAGUCUUCCCAUUUAUGGAUCACUGGAAUGCUCAGAUUCAGAAAGUUUCUCUCAGACAAAUAAUAUCCGAAGAAAUAGCCAUGCAGGAGAAACAGGAUCUUAAACGUGUUCCUUCCAUGGCAAGAAAAGACUGUGCGGCCAAGCUAAAGGAAAAGCAGCUUUUUGAGAUGUUUCCAACCAUUAAUCAAAAUUUCUUAAUGGAUAUCUUCAAGGAUAACAACUAUUCUUUAGAACAGACUGAACAGUUUCUGAACUGUGUUCUGGAGGCAGAUCCUGUAAAAACAGUUAUAGCUCAAGAAAGUGCUCAUCAAAAUGAAACUGUUCCUUUCUGCAAUGCUGCAAAGAACCGUGAGAAGAAGGCAAAAAAAAGUAAGGAAGAGGACGAUACUCUGAAUGAAGUGAUAUUCCAUGACUUUGAGUAUCCACAGUAUGAUGAUUUCAGAGCAGAAGCUUUUCUUCACCAGCAAAAGAGACAGGAAUAUUUGAAAAAAGCUGGGGAGGCCUAUCGCAUGGGUAUGAAACCUGUGGCAGCUUUUUAUGCACAGCAGGGUCGUCUCCACGAGCAGAAGAUGAAAGAGGCCAACCAUGCAGCUGCCAUGCAAAUCUUUGAGAAAGCAAACACCUCCCUGCUGCCCAUGAAUGUGCUGGAUCUGCAUGGUCUCCAUGUGGAUGAGGCUGUGAAUGAGUUGUCCAGAGUGCUGCAGGAAAAAAGCGAAGAGUACCAGCAGACUGGUGGUAAACCUUAUCUCUAUGUGAUCACGGGGAGAGGAAGCCAUAGCCAGGGAGGAGUUGCUCGCAUCAAACCAGCAGCAAUCAGAUACCUCACAAGCCACAACUUCAGGUUCACAGAAAUAAAAUCUGGCUGCCUGAAAGUCAUGCUGAUUUGAAGGGUUAUGGCGAAUUAAAAAGGAAUAUGAAAACUGAG